Molecule: messenger RNA, 1791 nt
Organism: Leptomonas pyrrhocoris
Lineage: Eukaryota; Euglenozoa; Kinetoplastea; Trypanosomatida; Trypanosomatidae
Exons: 1
Coding region: 1018-1791 (257 amino acids)
Molecular function (GO): protein binding
Source: RefSeq, a predicted model, not a curated record
AGUGGCAUCUUGCCAACAGCUCGCCUCGGCUCCCAACGCACAGCCCAUAUCUGGUACCUCUCUCCACUACAUCCACAGACACACGCACCCCACCAAAAGAACACCAAAGAGAGUCACAAACAAUCUUCGUGUCAGUUCCUCCUCCCUACGCAAUUCUUAUUCGUUUUCCUCCCUUCUCUUUUGCCGCUCGUCGUGCCGACCCAAGUCUCGCACAGGUGUUUUUCUCCUUACUGGAUAAUUUGGAAAAAAAAGAAACGCACGGCUGUGCACCCCCUCACAGAAGCGCACGCACCGUACAUGUGGGGUCUCCGUGUUGUGACCAAAGGAAGCGUCUAUUAAGAUAAUAAUUAAAAGCAAAAAUAGCUGUGUUUUUGUUGCGUUCUCAUUGGUGAUUCUUACAUAUAUAUUUAACUCGCCGUUCAAGGAUUGUCAGCACCCAUCUUCAGAGAGAGAGCGAGCGAAACGACGAGAGAACGAUACGACAACCUGGAUUUACGUACAGGCGUCUAUAUUAUCCAAAAAAAAGCUUAGUUGCUUGUACGGAAAACAGAAAGAAGUAAGUGUGUCACAGCCGCUGCUUCUUUUGUUCUUUCUGGUGGAAACUCCAGGGCUUUAACUUUUACUUGGCGUCCAAUUCGACUUGUUGCCUUCUGUCGCAUUAUCUUUUCUUUAAAAAUAUCUUUACUACCAAAAACUGUCGAUAUCGGUUGUAGUUGUGCCGUCUUAUUAUUAUUACUUCACCCACCUUCGGCUCUUUCUGCGUGUUUGGAACUGUGGGUUCUUCGUUUAAUCUUUUUCUCUAUUUGUUUGGUUUGCACCAAUUGCUGGUAGCGGUACUCGUUGGCCUUUUUCGCAUAUAGUCUCAUUUUUCCGCCUACUUCCUUUGCGUAUUAUUGUUGUUGUUGGUUAGAGCAGAGUCGGUUUUCUUUUAUCUAGUUAAACGCUUCUUUUUUUUUCUUCUCUCUUCUUACCUUCCACUUUUCAAUUGAAGAAAGCACAGCUGAGUGCCAUCGCGUAAUGACCACCGAAAAGGUUCUCACGGAGAAGCUAGUGCUGGAGAAGACGAAGGCGAGUAAAGUGGAGGAUGUGCAGCGGCUGGAUCUCUGGGGUGAGGGACUGACCGACAUCACUUUCUUGUCAAAGCUGCCAAAGCUAGAGGUCCUCUCACUCGCCGCGAACAACACCUCUUCGUUAAAGGCGCUCCGGAAAUGCACCUCGCUGCAAGAGCUGUACCUGCGCAAGAAUAAGAUUAGUCGACUGCGGGAGGUCACCGUGCUGAGCGCGAUGCCAAAGCUGACGGUGCUGUGGAUGAUGGACAAUCCAUGCGCACAGCAUGAGUACUACCGCGAUUUUGUGCUGCACUGCUGCCAGAGUUUGCGCCAGCUGGACAGCGUCGAGGUCACCGCCGCGGACCGGAAGAAUUCAGCGAAGCGGCUGACGUCGAAGGUGCUGGAUGAGAUUCUCGAGCGAAAAACCGCCGCCGCUUCUUCGCCAGUGGGGGAUAAGAAAAGUAACAGCGGCGGGACAACACCGCAGGACAGCCGUAACGCUUCCGCUUACUCCGCCCGUGAGCGCAACGCGGUGAUUGAGGAGGCGAGCACGAGUGGUCGCGUCGUCCUCUUCACGACGGCGGCUGCACAGCGUGCCAUGCUGCUCUCAAUCGUGUCGCUGCUGCCUGAGCUGACGGUGGAGUCGCUGGAGCUGCUGCAGCGGGAGGUGCAGGAGCGUAUGGAGAAGCAAAAGGCGAAGGUGACGAAGCUGUCGCAGGAUUCUGUGCAGUCACAUAGAUAG